This is a messenger RNA of Penicillium digitatum Pd1, 1974 nucleotides long. NCBI's taxonomy places the organism in Eukaryota, Fungi, Ascomycota, Eurotiomycetes, Eurotiales, Aspergillaceae. The record is from RefSeq and is a predicted model, not a curated record.
AUGCCCUCUGUUCACGAUGCGCCCCGAUUUCCCCCUACUUUCCUGCAGCCCGAGUCCAGUCCAUCUCAGGAUGAUCCCAGGCACCAAGCGGCAGGUCUUGUCGUACCGCUCAAUGCGCGACGGCCUGGCUUGGAUCCUCAAUCAUCUAUUCCAACUAUCACAGAAGAGUUCGCCGAUUCUCGCUUUACAAAAUGCUCUGUCGCGUCGAGCCGAGCCAUCCCCUUGAGCUGGGGAUCCGAUCCCGCCGAAUCUGAGAUUCGAGGAGAAUAUCUCGACAUAGAUUCAGACGAUGGCCAGCUCUCACCAGGCUUCCAAGACGAUGAAGUGAGGCUUGUGCGAAAUGCCAGUGUUGGAAAGCGAGCAAAACCGACCAUGCGUACAAUCCUCAGGUCUAACCCUGUUUCUAUUGUAGACGUGCCAACCCCCACCCAGGAGGAAUCCGCCAAGGACACAGUAGUACGGUCUAUCGGGAUGGGAGCUGUUGCAAGCCAGGUGCCCCAUAUAACAACAAGCCAUCCACGAGAUUCAUUUUCCACAACAUCGAGUGAAUCGCUAUGCGGCCUGGACCCAGAAAAGCCACCCUUAGCCCCGCAUGAUGAUCCGCCCUCCGACGCACGGCUCGAAAAAGAGCUCGAGGCCUUCGAAUUACUAGGUCACGCUGCACCAGCAAUGAGCGACAAAAGACCUGGCGGUCACAAGCCCCCUGCUUUGAAUUUGCAUGCGUUGCGGGAUGCAGAGGCCCGGGGGAGCCUUUCCAGCCUAUCUGAUUUGAUUCGGAGGGCGACAAAGCUCGCAUCGAAUCUGGAUCACGGGAGAACCGCCAGCAAAACUACUUUGGCUGGUGGCGAGGGGGCAGGAUUUAAGGGUGGGUUGGGACACCGACCACAAAACUCCGGCUCUCUAUCAGAUAUGCUCGCCUCCUUCCCUCCUCCGGGGUUGGCAACACCCAAAAAUCGCGGAUCAGGCACAUCAUGGCCUUCCUUUGGGCACUCUAACCUGCGUAAUGUUGAGCAAGUUCACUCCCAUGAGGACGACCCAAAUCUUUCUCACCCCCGGGCGCUGUGCUGCGGAAUGCCUCGGAAGGUCUUCGUGAUCAUCUGCAUCGUUAUUUUCAUCAUCGUCGUUCUUGCGGUCCUUCUCCCCGUGUUCCUUGUCGCCGUGCCCCGCGAGGCCUCGUCCUGUGCUGAAAAGAACCCAUGCGCAAAUGGAGGUGUGAGCGUCUCAGCCGGUCCCCAAUGCUCGUGUAUUUGUACGAACGGCUAUACCGGUUCACAGUGCACAACUGCGAGUGAUGGUAGCUGCACCACUUCCCUGAUAAGCAACGGAGCGAAUGCGACCAUGGGCAGUGCACUCCCCACUCUGUUCGAGGAAUCCAAGAAGAAGUUCGAUAUCACCCUUGACUCGGUCACAAUCAUGGCUCUCUUCAGCAUAAACAACGUCUCCUGCAAGGCCGAAAAUGCGCUCGUGACUUUCGGCGAAGUGACUAGUGAUGAUACAAGCAAGACCCGCCGAUCUGUCCACUUGAUAGACGACUCGACUCCAUCCGUAUCAAACGACCCAACUCCAGUCCUGGCUGACCGCUCUGAGGCCACUAUGAACGGUAUCCUGUACGAUGACACGGAAUCGAGCAAGUCCGCAACGACUAUGCCGACACCCAUUCAAACCGGGUCAGGAACGACUGCCACCGCUACUAAGAUUAGCGUGCAAUCUACUGCCAUGAAGCCAAGUGAGUCCGUGCCCACUGUCCCCAGCGUUCCAGGCAAUGUUGUUGGGUUUUCUCGGGUUGCGGUGCUGUACAUUCUUCAGAAGACAGGCUCGCUUGAAACGGCUCUGGCUUCAGAGGUGGACAUCCAAGAAUACCUUGUCUAUUCCUAUGCGAACACGACUCAGCCGGCCAUGAUGGUAGGGGAGUUCGAUGUGGAUUUUGAAAACUUGACCAUCACGCUUCCCAAUAGCACGGUGCAUGCGCAGUGA